Messenger RNA from Chelonia mydas (Green sea turtle), 14331 nucleotides. It is a transcript of the gene PDE3A, whose product is annotated as phosphodiesterase 3A. Gene Ontology annotation, molecular function: 3',5'-cyclic-AMP phosphodiesterase activity. The transcript is spliced from 16 exons. Gene Ontology annotation, cellular component: cytosol. Gene Ontology annotation, biological process: oocyte maturation; positive regulation of oocyte development. Lineage: Eukaryota; Metazoa; Chordata; Testudines; Cheloniidae. Bases 1129 to 4599 code for a protein of 1156 amino acids. The record is from RefSeq and is a predicted model, not a curated record.
CGCCCCGGCGCGGCAGCGAGGAGGCAGCAGCCCGCGCGGCUCGUCUGACCCCGCGUUCCCGGGGCUGAGGAGCAAGGGGCUCGCUCCGCGCGGCGGCGGCUGCUGCGUCCGCGCUCCGCUCGCUGCGUGGCCCUGGGCUGGGGUGCUGCCCGCAGCAGCGCCUCCUCCGGGAGGAGGGGGAGCCGAGGGAGCGGAGCGGCGUUUGCCGGGCAGUUGUAGAAGCUGAAUUGCAAACCCGGCAGCCGCCUCCUGCUUGUUUAUUCUCCCCCCCCUUUCUCCUCCUCGCUUCUUUAAUGAGGGGCACUCGCCUCCCUUGAAGUUGGGGGGCAAAAAUCGGAGAGCGCCCCAAGAGCCUUUAAACAGGGGCAAAGCUGUUCCGAGCAGCUUCCCUCCUGCGGAGCUGCGUCUCUUCCCGGCAGAACUUAGCAACUUCUUCAUCUCCCCACCGCUUGCCUUUUAUUUUUGUGUCUCUCUUCCCCCCGCCCCUUCCCCUCCCCAAGAUCUGCAAUGAACAGGACUCUUCCUCCCCCCAGCCAUGGGGAAUGGCGAGCCACGGCUUCUGGCAGCGCCGGGGAGGAUCGCCCGAGGAGAAGGGAAGAGUGUAUGUGAGCGCGCGAGAGAGCAGCAGGAAGAAGAAGCAAGCGGGCAGAAAGUCCCUGCUGCCGCUGCCCGCACGCAGCUCCAUCCCGCUUCCCCCCCCUCUCCCCUGCACCUCCUUCCCGAGCAGCAGGAGUGCGGGGGAGCAAUGAUGGCCUAGGAAUGAACCAGCGCUGCUGACUUUGUCCAGCGGCUUCUUUCUGUUCUUCCACCCCUUCCGACAACCCCGGGGAUUUUUUUUUUUUAAACCUGCAGCGAUCUCGGAGGGAGAGCCUAUAAAGAGGGCGACAGGCUCUUUGAACAGGGGACAGGAGAGGGAGGCUGAUCUCCCUACAAAAUGCGAGGCUUUAACUUUGCCGACUCUUCCUAGCCUUGCCCCUCUUGCGCUUCUCCGUUUGCACCCAGUGAUAGAUACUAAAUUUUUGCAACCUCUGGAGGAACUUGCGAGGAAUUUUUCUCGCUCCCUCUCUGCUGGGGAAGGGAGGGGGUUGCCUCGUUGUGUAUGUGGGGGGAAGAGGGGAGGCUGAAACUAUGGCUCUGACCAGCGACUCUGCCAGUGUCCGGGGCAAAUCCGGCCGGAGCAUUGGCGAGGAGAAAAGCCCAGCAGCAGGAGUAGGAUCCGAUUGCAAUGGGUAUUGUUGUUCUGAUGGGAAACAGCAGCAGCAGCCGGGCACUCAGCCGGGGCAAAAGGAAGACUCAACCUGCCAGCUCUGCUGGGGAGACCUGGUGCUGCAGAAAAUCUGGAGCUCCCGGAAACUUUCCUCGGCUCUCUGCGCCGGAUCCCUGUCCUUCUUGCUGGCUCUGGUGGUCAGGUUGGUCCGAGGGGAGAUCGGCUGCAAUCUGGAGGAGAAGGAGGUAGUGGCGGCGGAGGAGGAAGCAGCAGCCGCAACAGCUGGAGGAGGAGAAGCGAGUGGUUUGCCGUUGCCCCCAGCAGGGCUCCCCAGCAGCAGCAGCAGCUUCCAGCUGACUCCUUGGCUGCAUCCCAUCGCUUUGCUCUUCAGCCUCAUGUGUGUCUUCUUCUGGAUGGGCUUGUACUUACUGCGCUCCGGGGUCCGCCUGCACACAGCCGCCUUGCUCCUGGCCGCCUGCUGCGGGGGGGAAGCGAUUGUCCAGAUUGGGUUUGCGGUAGGGGAGGAUCACUUGCUUUCCUUCACCGCCACGGGGGUGGUGCUGAGCUGCCUGGCCACUGUGACAUGGCUGGUGCUGAAGCUGAGGCAGGGCGUCCUCAUGAUCGCCUUGACUAGCGCGGUCAGGACCACGUCCCUCGUCUCCUUAGAGAGGAUCAAGGUAGCCUGGAGACCCUACCUGGCUUACUUGUUCGGGCUACUGGGUAUCCUGCUGGCCAGGUACGCGGAUCAGCUCUUGCCCCAUUGCGGGGCGGCGAAGCCUAGAGAGGUCUCUGGUGCCCAGCUGGCCAAGGAAGAGGUCCCGGUGUUUAAGAGGAGGAGGAGGUCCAGCUCCAUGAUCUCUCCCGAGAUGUCCAGCUGCAGCAACAAGUCUCAUCGGAGGACCUCCCUGCCCUGCAUACCUAGGGAGCAGCUCAUGGGGCAUUCUGAAUGGGAUCACAAACGGGGGUCCAGAGGAUCACAGUCUUCAGGUACCAGUAUUACCGUUGAUAUCGCUGUUAUGGGAGAAGCUCAUGGGCUCAUUACUGACCUUCUGGCAGAUCCUUCGUUGCCACCUAAUGUGUGUACUUCCCUGAGAGCAGUGAGCAACCUGCUGAACACGCAGUUAACCUUCCAGGCUAUUCAUAAGCCAAGGGUUAACCCUUUGGUGUCCUUCAGUGAGAACUACACCUGCUCUGACUCAGAGGAAUGUCCAGAAAAAGGAGAAAAGCUGGCUAUUCCCAAGCGCCUACGGAAGAGUCUGCCUCCAGGUCUGCUCAGGCGAGUGUCAUCAACUUGGACCACAACAACAUCUGCCACAGGUUUACCGACCUUGGAGCCUGCACCAGUGAGAAGAGACCGCAGUGGCAGCAUCAAACCUCAUGAAUCUUCUUCAUCCAGCACCGACCCUUGGAACAGCUCAAUUCUGAUGGCCAUCACAAAAAGUAGGUCCUUCUCGGCCUCCUAUGCGAUGUCUGCUACAAACCAUCUGAAUUCCAAAAGGCAAAGCCGACAAGGUAUCCCGCCAAACAUUUCACCUCUCACCUCCCCAUGCCAUUCACCUAUUCAGGGAACCCCAGCCACCAGUCCCACUGGCAAAACCUCUUCUGUGCAAUUUCCAGACCCUACUGACACCAAGCAAACCCUGAAACCACCCAAGGUUUUAACUUCUCCUCAGAGCACACCUGACCUUUCAGAGCAGAUUAUGGGGCCCCCUGUCAUCUGUAGCAGCUGUGGCAGACCGUAUAGCCAAAUAGGUUCUGGCACUGGUGCGCUGGAUAGAGGUGAUGGAACAACACAUGCCCUGACUAGAACAGAUGAUCCAGCUCAAGCCACCUCUGACUAUGAAACCAACAACAGUGACAGCAGUGAUAUUGUACAAAAUGACGACGAGACAGACUGCUCUAAAGAACAGAUGCAGAAGGGAUCUGUCUGCAGAAUGUACACGCCUGAGACUAUCAUGUUGCACCCUUUAAUACCACCCGAGAACAAACCUAUCCUUGCCCCAGAGCCUCUUGUCAUGGACAACUUGGACUCCCUUAUGGAUCAGCUAAACAAUUGGAACUUCCCAGUCUUUGAUUUGGUGGAAAAAAUAGGAAAGAAAUGUGGUCGGAUCCUCAGCCAGGUAUCAUACAGGCUUUUUGAAGACAUGGGGCUGUUUGAAGCCUUUAAAAUUCCAGAGAGGGAGUUCAUGAAUUACUUUCAUGCCUUGGAGUGUGGAUACAGAGAGAUACCUUAUCACAACAGAAUUCAUGCAACUGAUGUUCUACAUGCUGUUUGGUACCUUACUACUCAACCUAUCCCAGGACUCCCAACAGUGAUUAAUGACCAUGGGUCAGCAAGUGAUUCAGAUUCUGAUAGUGGAAUCACUCAUGGCCAUAUGGGAUAUGUGUUUUCGAAGACAUACACACCUGCAGAUGAGAGUUACGGUUGCCUCGCUGGCAGCAUCCCUGCCCUAGAAUUGAUGGCGCUUUACGUCGCUGCAGCCAUGCAUGAUUAUGAUCAUCCAGGAAGGACCAAUGCCUUUUUGGUUGCAACCAGCGCACCUCAGGCCGUGCUGUAUAACGACCGCUCUGUUUUGGAGAAUCAUCACGCAGCUGCUGCGUGGAAUCUUUUCAUGUCCAGGCCGGAAUAUAACUUCUUAGUCAACCUUGAUCACGUGGAAUUCAAGCAUUUCCGCUUCCUGGUAAUUGAGGCCAUUUUGGCCACUGACCUGAAGAAACACUUCGAUUUUGUAGCCAGAUUCAAUGCCAAGGUGAACGAUGAUGUUGCAAUUGACUGGACUAAUGAAAAUGACCGCUUGCUGGUUUGCCAAAUGUGCAUCAAACUAGCUGACGUCAAUGGGCCUGCCAAAUGCAAAGACUUGCAUCUGCAGUGGACAGAGGGCAUUGUUAAUGAAUUUUAUGAACAGGGUGAUGAAGAGGCGAGCCUUGGCCUUCCUAUAAGUCCUUUCAUGGAUCGCUCAGCACCCCAAUUGGCACACCUUCAGGAAUCCUUCAUUUCCCACAUUGUGGGUCCACUAUGUAAUUCCUAUGACUCAGCAGGGCUGAUGCCAGGGAAAUGGGUGGAAGAUAGCGAUGAGUCGGGAGAUACUGAUGAGCAGGAAGAGGAAGAAACAGCAGAAAUGGAAACGUGUGAAAAUUCCGAGUCAAGAAAGAAAAAGUUCAAGCGGAGGAAAAUCUACUGCCAGAUUACUCAGCAUCUGCUUCAGAACCAUAAAAUGUGGAAGAAAGUAAUUGAAGAUGAGGAAAGGAUAGCUGGGACAGAAAAGCAAGGUCUAGAACAAUCCACGCUGCACCAAUCCUCGGAACAAAUUCAGGCCAUCAGGGAAGAGGAGGAGGAGAAAGGGAAACCCAAAGGGGAGGAGGAGGACACAGCUAUAGAACUGAACCAAUGACAAUAUUUUCAACAGUAUUUUAAGACAGAUUGACUUGUGCACAGACUCCUUUUCAAGCCAGCACAACAUUUAGACACAACACUGUAGAAAUAUGGGAUAAUGCGCCUACAGCAGUUUGAUUUGUUUCUCUUUCCUUUGUAUGGUGAGGUACAUUGUUUAAACUCCUAUGCUCAAGAAGCUUUCGCACUGCAACACUGGCUUUUAUAGACUUUCUUAAAGGGGCAAGGGGAGGGUGGAAUUAUAUACAUAGCUGGUCAUUGCCUGCGCACUUCAGCAAAAUACAUGUAACGAUAUAUUAUGGUCACUGUGAUAUUACAGAAGAAAGUUGUCCAAGGAAAUGCUGCUCCUAAAGCACAUUUGCAGUUAACUGUAAGGUACCAGUUAAGUAGAUUUUGCUCUUAAAGCUGAGGGAUAAAAGUUCCAAAGCUUUCUCAGAAUGUUAAUACAUCCUGCUAACAUAUAUGUGGGGGAGAAGAGGGCGCGCACGCUUGUGUGUAUUUGACUGGAUGUACUAUAAUGUAAUAUAGUUUGAGUUUUUAUCAGACUAGGUUUAGCACAUGGCUUGUGAACAAACACAAGGCCCCAAUCCUAGGAAAUUUGGGUUGGUGUGGAAAGUGGAGCCCUUCGUAAGGAGCUCUGCAUUUUCAGUGGCCAAUGAAGCCUCCUUUUGCAGCCUGGUUGCACCACUGUCUUUCAUCAGAAGCUUUGCGACUCUCACUGCUGACCUGGCUCCACUUGGCAGCACCCUGUGACUGAACUCCUAACCACCUGCCACGUUGGCACUUUCCAGACUGCCAGUGAAAGGAAUGUGCUUGGAAUCCAUCGUACCCAAAGUGCGGGUUAUUACAGGGCACACUUUGUUACUCCUCGUUAAAGAAACUGUGCCUUUGAAUGAGUUAGUGGUUUCAGGGAGCACUGUGUGUGUGUGUGAGAGAGAGAGAGAGAGAGAGAGACACCAUGCAUGCUUGGAAAUUAAUCACACACUGUCGCUUCAUCCCUCCCCCAGCCUUACAUUUCCGUGUGUCAGUGGCCAAACACAUUGUAAAAUGAAGCUAAAUUGUCAUCUUUCAAGUGCAGCAGGAGGGGAUAUGUGAAGCCAUGCAGUUCCUUGGGCUCCAAAGGCAAUGUCUUUAUGAUGCUCCCACAGAAGAGUGGGGUGAGGAAACAGCUGCUUGUCCAUGUUUGCUAGAUGCUUGUAUGCCUCAGCAGCCACCCACACCAGCUUCAGAGAGUGCCGUUUUUCAGCACAGGGUGCUGAAUGGGAGCAGUUUGCAGCUGACAUUCUGCUUAGAUGCAGCGUACUCCAUCCAUACUACUUUAUGUUUACGCUGGGGGGGAGGGGGGAGAUCAGGCCUGUAGUAGAGCAGAUCAUUUUUUGUUUGUUUCUCUGUCGUUUAAGCUGUGAGCCAAACGUCUAUUUAAAAGGUUGAUAUUCACUUUCAAUAUUUUAUUUCAUGAUAUUAUAUUUGUCAAUGAUUAGUUAUCUAGAUGUAAAUAUGGAGAAAUUUUUAUGGGUUCCUGUAGAUAAUGAAAUCUUUAAGAAAAAGGGGGGGGAAAGGGAAAUGUUUUUGUAAAGGUAAUUUUUUAAAAAACAAACCAUUUUUAUACAGUGUAGCCAUUUCCAAGCCCAUCAAAUAAGGUUUUGAGUAGUUGAGUAGUUAUGGGAAGCCACUGGUCUACAGGAGCAAGACACUGACAUAUUAAUGUUUGUUGUUUUGGGCUGGUAGCCUCAGCCAUUACCUUGGUAAUUAAGGAUUUACCAGAAAUCUUUUGGUCUCCAAAAAAGAAUCUGAGUUCAUGAUCUCCCAACAAAGGUGGACGAAUGAUGUACGCCAUUGUAAAAUCUGAGCCUGCAGACCUUAUUCUUCAACAGAGCUUGAGGAGGGCUGCUUGGAUGAAUAAGAAAUACUCACGUAAGUAAAGGUUUCAGUAACAGCCCCAUUCUGUUUUAACUUAAGUCUCUGAUCUCUCCAUUGCUCACCCCCUUGUAUUUACCACCUCUUCACAGUAUUUUAUUGACUCAUUAGUACUUCUUGGGAAAUAACAGAGAACAUUCUGUUUCUAAACCAGUCUGCAUAUGUGUUAUCACUUCUGUAUUUUUCUCCAAUUCAGUCUGCAGUUCGGGUCUCUUUGUUUCUUGUGGGUUCAUCUUCUCUUUAUCUCUCCUUCCCCCUUCAAAUAGUAGGAAGACACACUCCACUGUUAGUGACAGCAUGAUUAUAGAGCAUGACUUCAGGUGGAAACAUCAAUAGAAAGAGUUGAUUAAUGCUAAAAAAUCAAAGAUCAUGAUUUCAUUUUUUUUAAGUAAGGGAAAUUCAUAAUUCAAAAGCAUAAUUCUUCCAAAACAAAAUGGAAUGCCUCUCAAAGUUUUCUCCGAAGCACCAGCAGGUCUCCAACAAUUCAAGCUUGCACUGUUUCGAAGUCCAUUCAGUCACCUGUAUCUAUCACUUAAUAUUUUUGCACCAAUUAUAUACCAGGUUGAAGAGCUUUCUCACAGCAUUUAACACAUCCUUUAAUAUAACUUAAUAAAAAUCAAACUCACAGACACUAGAAUUUCACAUCCCAACUGAUGAUGAAAACCUAUGGUUUUAAGUGCACAAUGAUCAGAGUUGGAAAUUACUUUUUUAAAAAUACCAAUGAUAAAAAAAACCACCUUGGUGAAAACAAAAGCCAGGCUUCAAAGGUGCUAAUAAAUUGUACAGCUGUUAUAAUAAAGAGGGGAGGCAUUCCAAAUACAAGCCUGAAUUCUGCAAAUCUUUUACUCCUGCACAUAAUCCUGUUGGAUUCCUUGUAUAAGUAUGGGCUACUCACCCAAGCAAGAGUGCAGAACUGGGCCUCUGAAAAAGUGUUCUUUAAAAUGUACCUAGAGGAGAACUUUAAGUUAUAUCCUGAGGUGUCAUCAUUCUGGUUGCUACUCAGCAAUAUUAAAGUCUGUUUCCAAUUCAUUGAGCUUACUUCCUGUAGUGCCGGUGAGGCUGUUACAAAUUACUACAUUACUACACAAGCCUAUUUGUGGGUGCAGUUAGACAAACUCAGGUCUUUUUAAAUGAAGGAAUUGCUGGCAGGCUUAGAACAGGAAUGGUGAACAUUAUCCAAACUGUAGAGCAGGAGGCAAUACUAGUGAAAGCAAAAACAGCUGGGGCUGGUUAACCUGAUAAUUUGCUAUCUGUGGUGAUGUGCAGAAUUCGUAGGUAUUAGUAAAACACCAGCUGCAUCUAGUAACAAACCAGGUGAAAUUCUUGCAUGCCACAUUGCUACGAGCAGAACCCGACUUUAGUAGGCAGCGUCCCACUUAUAAAUCUUACCCAUUGUCUUUGGAAUUGUGUUUCCACCAAGAAAUUGUUAUCAGGAAACUUCCCAGGCAUGUUUUACCAGUAAAAAGUAGGCUUGUAUUAGUGUGUGCAUACAGUUUUGCUUUCGUUUAUAGUAGAUAACAAAGCAAAUAGUUGAUUAUCCAGGGAUUUAUGUCCUGGUCUUGGCCCAAAAGAGAGGGAAGAACCAAAACUUUCAACCAGAAGUUUCAGCAGCCCUUUCGAAGGCCAGGCCAUUUUGAUUUCCUACUUUCUACAGCCCUUUGGUGUUCUGAAAUCCAGAUAAACCACAGCCUGGGCAAUAACUUUGAAACAAAACCAAGUAAAUUGCAUUGCAUCAGCAGUGUUCAGUUUUCAGGUAGAAUAUCAAUGAAUGUUUAAAGUGUUGAUAUGAGAUUCCAGUAUGUACAGUAUACAAAUUAUUUGUUUAAUACUGAGGAAACCAAAGACCUUUUCAAGAAUGUUUCUCAGUAGAAAUAAUAAUUAAAAAUUACAUUCUUAUGGCAUUCCAUACUUUGGGGGAGGCAGGGCAUGUCUCAAAUUCUACAUUCUUGUUAAAAAGAGAGUGAGAAUAGGUUAUGACUUCCAAUAUUAAAUCAGAACCCUCAUUCCCUUGUUAAAUUUGUUUUCUCCAUUGUAAUCACUAACUGAUUUAGCAGUCUGGGCAGCCACCAUUGUGAAGAGAAGUACACUGAAUGGCCUUGUAUGAAUUACAUGGCAAGCCUUUCUUUUCUCCAUCUUCUGGUUAUGCUAUCCAGCCAGUUGCUGCUGGUUCAUCCUUACUGAUUUUAAAUCUGGUUUGUGGGUCAGCAGACAUGUAUUUUGUAUUCCUCCCCCAACACACAGAAAAUAGAGAUUAGAUAAAAACCCAGAACGAUUUAUCUUUCCGUUUGAAUGGUACCUACACUGAAAUCAUCCCAACUUUGAACCAAAACCUUCCCAUCUCUAGAAAUAACCAUUCUGAUUGUGCCCAGAUGAUCGUAAUCUAGGUCUAAUCCUAGUGGGAACUUGACUGCACACUAAAAGUUUUGAUCCAAUAUGCAAAACACCUAUUGCCACAUCUCUUGGAAAAUCAGCUGCUGCCCUUGAUGCAAAACCAGUGUUAGAUUUUUCAGGUGAUGGAAAUCCAGUGGCAAUCAGGGAUUCCAAUGUGCUCUUGAAAAGAGUUCAAAUCUCUCUUUUCUGUGGGUGAGAUUCGCUCUUUGCAGAAAUCUUUGGAAGUCUCAGUGCACCCCCAAAGCCCUCUUUUGAGCACUUAAGUGGAGUAUAGGCAUUGUGCUUGCCCUCUUAGGGGUGAAUUUCAUCUUCUGAGAAUAGCUCGUUCCCAGUGAGGAUAUAUUUUUUGUGAAUGCAUUUGUUAAAAUAUAAAGACUAAAUGCUGUAGUCCUUACUCAGAAGAAAUUCUGAUUGUCAUCAAUGGACAAAAUCCUGAGACUGCAUCAUUUCGGCGGUUCAUCGGGAAUUUUGCCCAACUAAGGGCUUAAGGUAGCAAUUUUCAGAAGUGUCCAAGUGGCUUAGAAGCUUAAUAACCAGAAUUUCAAAGGUAUUUAGGCAUCUAAUAAGAUUUUCAAAGGCACAUAAGCAGCUUAGGUGCCGAACUCUCAUCAAUUUCAAUGGAAAACAGGCAUCUAUCUCAUUUAGGCUUUUUUGAAAAUCCCACAAGAUGCUUGUUUGCAUCUUUGGGUGCCUAAAUACCUUUGAAAACCUGACCCCAAAGCCCAUUUUCAAAAGUGACUUAGGCGCUUAUGUCCCAUUCACUUUCAAUGAGAUUUACGCCCUUAAGUGUUUGUGACCUUCUGAAAAUGGGACUUCAGAACCUAUGCCACAUUAGUCAAUUUUUAAAAAUUUUUACCCUUAUAAAAAAUUGAGUGAAGAUUUUCAGUUUGCCCCAAAAAUAUGAAUGAAGCCAUUAAUAGGUAUAAAUAGUAAUUGCUUGCCCUGCCUUACUCUGAAUAGGGCCUUAACCUGCACCACUGACGUCAAUAAGAGCUUUGUUAUUGACGUCAGUGGGCAAAGAAUAUAGUGCCACUGAUUUCCCCAGGACUGCUCGAGAAGUAAGAUGCUAGUCAACAUGAAUGUGGUUGGCAGAAUCGGGCUGUGAGUGAGUCAGUAGCCAGAUUAAAGUACAGGGCAGCUUGCCAGCUCAGACCACACUUUACAUUCUUGUAACAAAGUAAGAUGCAAGCUGAGGUGCAACUGUGCUUUGAUUCAUCCUAGAUAUUAACAAUGAAAUAGAAACUAUGCAGGAAAGUUUGGUUUACACUGGGAUGAAACAAAAAGACAGUUGGCAACUACUAUGCUUCCUUCCCUCCAGUGAAGAAGAGACAUUUGACAAUUUUUUGGCAUAAAUUUGGUGGCUGGAUAUUACUAGUAUUUUUUUGCCCUGUGCAUAUUGGUGGGGUUGAGAUGCACAUACGUUCUGUAACUAAGCAUAAAGGUUUCUGUUCAAGUGUGAGUGAUGUGAGACAAGAAUUACUUGAACGUUUUUAUGAUACAUUGAUGGAAAAAUAAAUUGGCUCCAAGGCAUGCAAAUGGUUUUAUCUACAGCCAAGCGUGUACCUUUUUGUUGCAGCAGAGAACAGUCUAUACAGUGCAACUAGGGGCUGAGCACCAAGAGUCAUUCAGUCUUUCCAGCCUUGGAUUGGGAUAUUUGCCUGAAAACUUGGGUGUCCCCCAGCUGGCAGCAUAGUAUUGACGUAAUUAGUCCCAAAGUUGAUGGGAUUUUAAACAUAGGUGGAGACUGUUAAAUUGGCAACCCCUAGGAAAGAAAGGAAACCUAGUCAAGUUCCAAAUAGACUUUAUACAAUGCAGCUGGGUUUUACUUUUCAUUCAAAACAGGGAGUAAUCCUUUGGAGAGAAUCAAGCAUUGGGUUUCAAGUAGUACUGUUUGACAGUCAGUCAAACAUCAACAAAUCGCUAGAGACGAUUUUUCCCCCUCCCUCCCUCAAACUUAGAAGGAGUAAUCCUCCUUUACAUUUUUGUAAUGAACCCACAAAUGUAGGAGCCUUUUGACAUCUGAGUUAUCACUCUUUACAGAUUUGCUGGCAGCAUUUGUCAAAGAACCAGGCAAUCUGAAGGAGACGGGGUUGGGGGGAAGAGGAGAUAUCAUUUUUUGGUGUUUUUUGGACAGUAUCCAUCCCUCCGUAAGAAAAUAAAUUGAAAUAAUCAUAGGCCUUGUACAGUAGUCAGCCUUAAAAAUGUGCCAAUUUAUCUUCGACAAAUAGAGAUGGUUACCACUGUAUUUGUGGUAUUUCUUAUACUUAAGCUUGGCAAAAAUUGAUGUUUGUUUAUUUAUAGUAUUGAUGUUUAUUUUUAAGCAUAUUUUUAGAUUUUUAUCCACUUAAAUUUUCUCAGUUUGUAAAGUUAUAGGGGAAAUCAAGCAAUAAUUAUUUAAUGACAGUAACACCGAGAUUCAAAAUGUUAAAGUAUUAUAACUGUUAAAACACAAAUUAACAUCAUACGUCAAAAUACAUAAAGUAAAUAUCCUUAAAUCAAACUUUAGUAAGUUCUCAAGCAGCAUUUUUCUUAUCUUUCCUAUCUGUACAUUUUUAUUAUCAAUAGAAAUAUUUUCUCAUCAGUUUGUGUGUGUACAGGUGAAAUCAAUGUUUGCCGACAUUUACUGAUAAAAAUCAAAUCCUUCCAAGCCUACUUAUCUCUAGUAUCUAAAAUUGGCCAGUCUUAAUGGUGACCAUUAUAGUUGCAAUCAACCAACCUUGUCCGUGGUCUCCUUGUCCACUUUUUGCGAAGUAACUUAGAGACACUGGAACUAAGUAUGUAAGUCUGUUGUCAAAUAAGCCUUUACUCGCUAUGAGGGGAGGAAAAAAAAUAUAUGGUGCCCAUUUUAAUCCAUGUUUUCAAACGGCUGAUCUGGGUAAUUUAUGUUUUCACAAUUCCCAAUGUAUGCUUCACAAAGCAGUAUGUUCAUGGUGUGAAAAUUGCACGGUGGGCUGUAGCUGUUGAACUGAUCUCUGCCAAGCUACAUGAGCAACCUGAAAUGGUUCUUAUGAUAUACAGUAUGUGGGCGUCAAGACCCGCAUCUAGGUAAUGGUGAAAAUUUUGCUGCAUACAAAGUAUUGCAUUUUUGCAUUUAAAAAACAAACUGGGAGAAACAACAGCAGUUUUGUCUUAAAACUACAUCCAGAUAUAAAAGUAAACAUGAAGCACUCUGUAAUAGUCAAAGCUAAGGUGCAUUUGUAAAUGUAGUUGCCUUUUCGUUUCUUGGUUCAAAAAGUAAAUCCAGCUGAGAUCAAAUAAGCAAAAAGUCCUUGUGUGGUCACAGUAAGCCAUAUGCAUUAACUUCCACCUGUUUCAACUUCGAAAGGAAGCUAUCAUUGCACCUGGUAGCUGUAGGUGGCAUGGGGCCAGAGUCUGGGGCUAUGGACAAAAGAAAUGAUUUGAGGGAUUUGGAAGAGGUAGGGUGUCUACACAGUAGUUGGAGAAAUAUCUCAGGAUAGAACAGUCCAACUCUAUGCCAACCUUAACUUGGUUUGUUCGUAGUAUUGCUCUGAAGUAAAUGGACUUAAAUGUUCCAUUCUUCAACAAUGUCUUCCUUUACGACAAUGAACACUCACAAACUAUUACUUAAUGUGAAUUAACAGUUACAGUUUGCUUUUAAAUAUAUAUUGAAAAUAGUUGAGUUUUUCCCCCAACCCUAAUAGUUUUGUCCAAAAUGUAUAAAUGAAUCCAUGUCUGGAAUGUGAAAAACAAUGAGAAAGUGGUUAAUGGUUUGCCAUACUUGUACAUAAAGUUUUAGGUUGAAAGUCCCAUCCAUCUAUUAAUGCUUUCCCUCCUCCUCCUUUCAAGAUUUCUGUCUGAUCCUGAAGCAUAUAACUAAAAUCUAUAUUACAGCAAAGGUUCAAUUUUAAGUAUUUAUUAACAUUAAUACAGUACUACAGAUUAGUAUCUUAAAAGAUCAAAGACAGCAUUUGUAAAUGUUAUAUAAUGUCAGUGGUACUUUUAUAUUUUGAUUUUUGUUAAUAUAUAUUUGGUCAUUACUUCAAACACUCAACCUGUUUUUUUUAAUCAAUAUAAAAUGUUUGCAUGAGGAAAAAAGAAUCUUAAGUUCACAGUCAUAUUUUUAAAAUUGUAAUUCAUACUGUAGCUUUGUUUGCUUAACUGAUAACAUUUUCACUGAUGGAUGGCAGUUUAUUUUUGAUAGAAAAAAUAUCUAGUACUAAUGUUCAAACAAAUAUAAUUUUAAAUUUUUGCAUCACCAAAAAUACUGGAAACUAGUAUCAUUCAAAAUGACUUAAAGAGAUCAUUUUCCAAUAUGGUUUCAUCACCUGGACUAUAAAUGAAAUCCAGUGUUACUUCUAUAUAAUACACACACAUCCAAACAUGCCCUCCCAAACCACCCCAUUCAAUAUAAAAUGUUCUUCAGAAUUAGUUGAAUCUUGGUGAAUGUAAUUGAGAAAUCAGCUCAUCAAGGUCAAAAUAUUUUCUGAAUGACAAUUCUGGCGAGGAUGAUGUAGUUGAAAUAGCUUGAUCCUCGCUAUGCUUGGGGCCAAAUUCUACGAACCCUGGUACACCCAAAUCUCACCUUGAAGUCAAUGGAGGUAUUUGGCUACAAAAAGAGUAAAAGUUUGGUCCGUUGGGGGGAUGGUUAAUAACUUUGGAUCUUACCUUGUGAGGUGCAGACCUCAGCAUCUUGAAGAAUCAUUCAUUUUUGAUGUAUAAUCUAAUCCCUAAUCAAUUCUGGCUGCAAGUUUUUCAGUGAAUCACAACUGUGAUUUUAAAUUAAUCCAUCCAUAAUGUUUUCACUUGACGGGGUAACCUAUUUUUAUAAGGUAAUAUUUGAUACGUGUGUGUGUGUGUUAUCUUGGGGAUUCCUACGCAGCAAUAUUUUUAAAAAGAACUGCCAACCAAAGUGGCAAUGCAGAAAAGUGCCAUUUUGUGCAGGAUUUGUACAUGCCAAUUUUUAACACAGUGUUCUUUUCACCAAGUACUACAUGCAUUAAUUUAUAUUUAUAUAUUGUCAAUAUUGUUGUAACCAAACUUCUCCUUUUUAAACACUUCAAGAACAAGGCCUUGUAUUUUUAGGUGAUGAUCUUUCACAGACAGACUAAUUCUUUUCCUUUCACUAGUAUCUUGCACUCAAGACAUGUAGCAAUACUUAAUAUAUUCCCUUCACAAGUAUUUGUUAAGUGAUUUAGUUAAUGGCGAAUAAAUGUUUUGUACAAAAUAGAUUCUGUACAGGAAAAAAAUCUUUUAGAUAAACAUUAUUUAUUUUUACUGUUUUGUAAGUUAGACACUAUAAUGAAGCUCCUUUUUGCCAGAAUUACUGGAAGUGCCUCUUGGUAAAAUGUAUAAUACAGUAAAUAUGUAUUCAAAAUUAUUAGAAAUACUUGUCACAAAAUGAACAAUGUGGAUGUUGCAAUGUGAAGACAAAUGUACAACAUAAAUAUAAUUCUGUGGUAUUAGA